AUGCCAGACCGCCGGUACGCUCCGCUCGGGGGCGGCGCCAAGACGCCGCGCACGCGCCUCAUCGCGCUCUUCGGUGCCGUGUUCAUCGGCACGCUCGUCCUCCUCACCCACCCCCCGCUUGGGGCACCGCUCGUUAGCCCGUGGUCCAAGGCGUCACCAGAUACGGUUGCGUCGAGGGCCGACGCUGCGCGCGACGCGUUCGUAGCGUUCGCGCGCAGCUUCCCGCAGAUUGACACGAGCCAUCCCCGGGUGCCCGAAAAGGAGGACGAGGACGCCGCGACGACAACGACGGGCACCGAGGCGCGGCGCGCGGCGCCGACUAAGGCCGUCAUCGCUCGGGAUGUGGAGGACGAGGACGAGGAUGACGAGGGGCAGGAGGGAGAGGGGGAGGAAGAGGACGAGGACGACGAGGCGGCCGAGGAGGGCAGCAGCAGCUCGAUUCUCCCCCCGCCCCGGACACGCAGGCUGAAUACGCCGCGCACGCGACCCGUCCCGGACAACUACUACGUCGCGCGGCUGCGCGACGGGCGGACAGAGUUUGACUGGUCGAGCACGCGGCGGUUGUUUGUCUUCGGCGACUCGUUCUCGUCCAUCGGGUCAAACUAUCGGCAACGCGGCGUAGGCAGCGGCCACCCCGGCCACCUGGACGGCAAGAUCGGCCUCAAGUGGAGCGACUACCUCUACUCGACGUUCAAGGACCCGCGCGAGACGGGAUACUGGAACUUUGCACGCGACGGCGCGACGAUCGACCUGCAACUCGUCCCACCCCGCCUCGAAGAGUCCGGCGCGCUCGACAACCAGGUGGACGAGUUCCAAGCGCUCUUCACGCCGAUGCCCGGCCCGGCCGCGGUCGACUGGGACUCGGCGACGUCCCUCUUCGUCGUGCUGCUGGGCAUCAACGACGUGCGCGAGAUGGCGCGGCGCGAGUUUUCGCCGCCGGCGCUGCACCGCACGUCGUCGGCGCUGCCCCGCGCGCUGAUGACCAGAGCAGGCAAGCUGUACCGCUCUGGCGCGCGGCACUUCCUGUUCUUCACGCUGGCGUCGCUGGCCGACGCGCCAAAGUACUCGCUCGCCUCUGGCAUCGGGCACAACGUCAGCAGCCUGCUGCGCACCGCCACGGCAGAGUACAACCGUGCGCUUGACCCCGCGCUCGAGGCGUUCGAGGCCGAGUUCCCCGAGGCGAAUGCGAUGCUGUUUGACUGGGAGGGCCUGCAGGCCAUUGUCGGGAGAAUGCCCGAGGUGUUUGGCCUCACCGACUGCUCGCGCUUCGAGAUGAGCGUUGCUGGCAGGCCGAUGGAUGCCGGCCGCCAGGGACUGUGCUACCAGGACCCGUCGCACCCGACAUGGAGCAUCGCGCACAUCCUCGCGCAGAGCGUCAACGGGUUCUUGCACCGGCACAGCAGGAGCUUCUGGCUCGGAGACAAGACGGACACGGCGUGGGUCGCCAAGUAGGGCGAGCAGUAGAGACAGACACAUUCAUUACGGACACUGG
Molecule: messenger RNA, 1492 nt
Organism: Vanrija pseudolonga
Lineage: Eukaryota; Fungi; Basidiomycota; Tremellomycetes; Trichosporonales; Trichosporonaceae
Gene: aes1
Product: Acetylesterase
Exons: 6
Coding region: 1-1452 (483 amino acids)
Molecular function (GO): hydrolase activity, acting on ester bonds
Source: RefSeq, a predicted model, not a curated record